This is a messenger RNA of Trypanosoma brucei brucei TREU927, 393 nucleotides long. RefSeq lists its product as hypothetical. The record is from RefSeq and is a predicted model, not a curated record. Lineage: Eukaryota; Euglenozoa; Kinetoplastea; Trypanosomatida; Trypanosomatidae. The transcript has a single exon. The coding region runs from base 1 to 393 and encodes 130 amino acids.
AUGGAUGUGUCAAGAACUGGUGGAAAUACAAUUGAACUCCAGGAGGUGGUUUUCAGUAUUCCGAAACACCCAGGAGGUAGUUUGGGUGCUCCACAACACCUGCAUCGAAGCUGCCGACAGUGUCAUAGGAAGAUUAAUUGGGGCUUUAACUCAGCCAAAUCGCAUCACAACGCCGUGGCAAACAAGGAUUACGACAAAUGUGGUGUUCUUAACUUUCCCUGUUCUCAUUACGGACGGAGCUCCCCGCGCGGGAGCCCACAAUGGAACGUUCUCCCGGAAAAAAAAAGUUUACAUGUGUCCUGCCAUUUAAAAGCCCUCCAGCGCGCGCGCAUUUACCUCUGCUCGCUCCUAUCGCCGUGGUACUGCUGCUUUAUUUUAACACGCAGGGCUUAA